AUGAGUAAAUCAUCAGCACCCGGUACAAAACAAAUUCAAUACGAUCGUCAACUUCGUCUGUGGGGUGAUCAUGGACAAAAAGCAUUAGAAUCUGGUCGUGUUUGUUUAAUUGGUGCUAAUGCUCUGGGUACAGAAAUUCUUAAAGCUCUUGUUUUACCCGGUCUUGGCUCAUUUACCAUCAUUGAUCAUGAAUUAGUCACAUUAGCUGAUUGUGGUUCGAAUUUUUUUGUUCAUCCAUCAAUGAUUAAUCAAUCACGUGCUCGUGUUACUUGUGAUUUUUUAAAACAAUUAAAUCCUGAUGUUCAUGGUAUCUAUAUCGAUAAACCAUCUAUUGAUGAUUUACUUAAACAAAAUACAUUUGAUUUUAGUCAAUUUAAUGUUGUUAUUACAGCUAAUCUUUCAAUAAAUACAUUAAAUAUUCUUGCUAAUCAUUUAUGGAUACUUAAAAUACCUUUACUUGUUGCUCGUAUUUAUGGUUUUAUCGGUACGAUUCGUCUUCAAGUAUUUGAACAUUAUGUUAUUGAAGCACAUCCUGAUGAUACAAUACCAGAUCUUCGUCUUGAUCGACCAUUAAAUGCAUUUGUUAAUUAUUGUAAUUCAAUUGAUUUUAAUUCUUUAACACGUGAAGAACAUUUACAUUUACCAUCGCUUAUUAUUCUAUUUAAAACAUUACAAAUUUGGCAGAAACAAAAUAAUAGAAAUGAUUUACCAUAUACACGUAUGGAAAAAGAUGAAUUAAAAAAAAUUCUCGAUCAAUUAUCACAUCAUUCAGCAUAUGAUAUUCAUGAUAAAGAAAAACAUCUUGAAAAUUUUGAGGAAGCUAAACGAACAAUACCAUCACGUCUUAUUGAUACAAAGCCUCCAUUAACAAUAAAAGAAUUAUUCCAAGAUCAAUCUUGUUUAGAAUUAUCAGAUCAAACAAAUAUAUUUUGGUUUAUUAUUCAUGCAAUAAAAUUAUUUACUGAAAAUGAAGGACAGGGUUUAUUACCUGUUCGUGGUGAAGUACCAGAUAUGAUAACAAAUACAAGUUCAUAUAUUAAACUUCUAAAAAUUUAUCAAGAACAAGCAAAAAAAGAUUGUGAAAUUGUGAAUAAUUAUCUUUUUGAUUUAUUAAAAAAAUAUAAUCGUUUAUCAAAUGAAUAUAUUGAUUCAUAUGAACUUGUUGAAAUAUAUUGUAAAAAUGCAUCAUUUUUAAGAAUAUUAAGAACAACAACAAUCAAAAAUGAAAAUGAUUUAAUAGAUGAAACAGAAUCAAAUUUUUCUUGGUAUACUGGUUUACAUCUAUGUGAUUUAUUUUAUGAAAAAUUCCGUCAUUAUCCAGGAGAAUUUGUUUCCGAUGAAAGACAAUUUGAAAUAGAUUUAAAUGAUUUAAAACAAAUAAGUAAAAAACUAUCUAGUAAAGAUUUUAUGAGUGAUGAUAAACAACAAAUUCUUGAAGAACUAUGUCGAUAUGGAGCAUCAGAACUUCAUUCAAUUGCUGCUUUUAUGGGUGGAUGUUGUGCACAAGAAGCAAUUAAAUUAAUAACACAUCAAUAUAUUCCAAUUGAUAAUACACUUAUUUAUAAUGGUAUUCAACAAUCAAUAAAUGUGUUUAAACUUUAG
Molecule: messenger RNA, 1602 nt
Organism: Rotaria sp. Silwood2
Lineage: Eukaryota; Metazoa; Rotifera; Eurotatoria; Philodinida; Philodinidae
Source: the annotation of a GenBank genome assembly